GUCCAAACGGGUUGUUGCAUCCUUCUUUCAGUGAGAUUGCCUCGGCAGUAUUUUGACUGCAACAAGUUUGUUUUGUCCGCAGCCACGCGCAAAAAAUCAGAAGGCAAGUGGCAAUGAAAUCAACGGUGGUUUUUGUUUUGUUGACGAUACUCGGCUCCUUGUGUCAAGGAAAGCCUGUUGAAAAAAAGAAGGCUGCGAAAUUGAAGGAUAAGCCACAAAAAGACAGCGUGUGUUUUGACAAGGAUGUGAGAUUCUGCAAAAAAUGGGCGCCCCUGGGUUACUGUGCGAAAAGCCAUUCAGUCAUGUCAGGGAAAUGCAAGUUAGCCUGCAAAAUGUGUUCUCCAGGGGAAAUGCUAAUGGAUGACGACAGCAGAUGCAGCAACUGGAAGAGUUCUGAUUUUUGCGCCAAAGCAAAUCAUCAGCCUUAUAUGUUUAAACACUGCAAAUUUAGUUGCAAAGGGUUUGUUGCUUUACCAUCCGUCCCUGAGAAGAAACUUGGUGACACCUUUGGAAUGGGUGGACGAUACGGACAACAGCCAAUGGCUGGAAGGUUUGGUCAACAGCCAUAUGGAAGGCCACCAUAUGGUGCACAACCAAACAUGCAACAACAAUAUGGUCAGUAUGGGCAGCAACCCUACGGACAACAGCCUUAUGGUCAGCAACCCUACGCUCAACAGCCUUAUGGGCAGCAACCCUACGCUCAACAGCCCUAUGGACAGCAACCUUACGGACAACAACCCCAAUAUGGACAAUCAUCAUUUGGUCAGCAGCCAUCGUAUGGCCAACAAGGAAUGAUGCAACAGCCUUGUGGUCAACCUCAAAUGACUACGGAUCCUUGUGCUCCUCCUUGUCCACCUCAGCCACCUUGCGGUCAGCCACCGUGCCCACCACCACAACCACAACCCCCAUGUGGAGGUCCACAGGCGCCUCUGCCUCCCCAGCCACCAGCUCUUCCACCACCACCACCAACGGAAGAAAAAGAGGGAAAAGAGGAGGAAAAAGAAGAAAAGGGAGAGAAAGAAGGAAAGGAAGAGAAAGAAGGAUCGCUGAAGCGGCCACCUCCCGUUGACGCCCGCCGUCCUCCACCUAGGCAGCCAUACCGACCUUACCAGCCUUAUGGAGCUCAAACUCCUUACGGCCGCCCACCAUAUGGACAGCAGCCACCCUAUGGACAGCAACCACCCUAUGGACAGCAACCACCCUAUGGACAGUCGGCAUAUGGACAGGCUGGCUACCAACAACCCUACAAUCCAUACGGUUCAGAUCCCUAUGCCCAGCAACCAUCUCCUUACCAGCAACCUUCUUACCAGCAACAACAAUAUUAUGGACAAAAUAGGCAACCUCAAGCGCCAGUCCAACAAGUUCCUCAGCCCGCACAACCUGCACCUGUUGCUCAGCCUGUCGCACCUGCUGCUCAGCCCGCAGCACCUGUUGCUCAGCCUGCCGCCCCUGCUGCUCAGCCUGCCGCUCCUGUUGCUCAGCCCGCUGCACCCGUCGGUCCGGCGGCUGGACCCGCUGGUCCCGCGGCCCCUGAACCACAAUCUGAUUUCGCGCAACCGGGAGGUCAAACGUAUGUCAUUCAACAUCCUUGGCCAGGAACGGAAGGUCCACUCACUAUCAAGAAGGAAGGUGUAGAGCAAAAGAAAGUAGAGCCGAAAAAAGAUCUCAAGCUGGCUGCUGAUGAAGUAGUAGUGGCAUAAGUUUUUAGACUUUUUAAGGCGAUACACCAACGAAUGACUCAGUUAUGAGUUGCUAAUCGUUUAUGACGCUGUACGCAAAAGUGUUGCGACUUCUCUUUGCAUCUGAUGAAGAAAGAGCUCGAUUAUGGCAUGCGUAUUAAGUUAUUACACUUGAAUAUACAGGAGCCUCAAUGAAUGAUCGGCUGCAUCAUGCUAUAUUCCUAUCAGUCAUUUUUAUUUCUCCUAAAUGGCAAGACGAAUGGUCUUUUGAUUCAAAGACUACUUUUAUCUUUUAAAAAAUAAAUCACCAAGACUGAAGAAUUUUUUUAUUUUUGUUAUGUGCGUUCAACAACCAACAAAAAUGGAGUUCAGUGGCAUUCUUGCACAUUUCGUUAAAUCUUAUGUUUCCACUGUCUCGCUCAAAACAAUUCACCAGACGUAUUUGUCAAUUCAGACGUUGGCUUUUUUUUGUUUUUAAACUCGCAAAAUAGAAU
Messenger RNA from Pocillopora verrucosa, 2173 nucleotides. RefSeq lists its product as uncharacterized. The record is from RefSeq and is a predicted model, not a curated record. NCBI's taxonomy places the organism in Eukaryota, Metazoa, Cnidaria, Anthozoa, Scleractinia, Pocilloporidae.